This is a messenger RNA of Pocillopora verrucosa, 2846 nucleotides long. RefSeq names its product rho GTPase-activating protein 11A. NCBI's taxonomy places the organism in Eukaryota, Metazoa, Cnidaria, Anthozoa, Scleractinia, Pocilloporidae. The record is from RefSeq and is a predicted model, not a curated record. Gene Ontology annotation, biological process: signal transduction.
UUUGAUGAAGGGGCAUUUGUAAACUUUGGAUAUUCUUUUAAAAUGAAGCAUUUAUCGUCUAUCGAUUUCAAGGACAAUGUGCGAUUCAUCGUGAGAAAGGAUCUGAAGGACAUAGGCAUCAAAGUACCGAAGCAGAAAAACUGUAAAGUUCAACCGGCUGACAAGCAGAAUAGAAGCGGCGUAUUCGGAGUGUGUCUGGAGAAAGUGACUUCUGUCAACGUUGGGAAGGAUUUUUACUGCAGUGUUCCAAAAUUCGUGGUAGAUUCUGCAAAUUUUCUUCAGCAACAUCUAGAGACAGAAGGACUCUUUAGAAAGUCUGGAUCCAUUCAACGACAAAAGCUGCUCAAGCUAAAGGCAGAAAAUGGGGAAGAAUUUCAAAAUGUCCAACCUCACGAUGUUGCAAGUUUGGUGAAGCAAUUCUUCAGGCAGUUACCAGAACCAUUAUUGACCAAUCAGCUCCACGACUGCUUCAUAAAGGCACAGCGAAAGGAGGAUCAUGGUGACCAAAAAAAGGCUAUCUUGCUACUUUGUCUUUUGCUUCCCAUUGCACAUCUCAAUACAUUGCAGUUUACAAUGAAGUUCUUGGCCAAAGUAGCAAAGUGUUCACAUCACAGUAAGAUGGGAACCUCAAACCUUGCCAUUGUUCUUACUCCCAACCUAAUACACAACACAAAGAAAGAAGGCAACAGUGCCUCAGAAAAGCAACUAAAGGAGCAGACAGCAGUCAUCGAUAUUAUUCUGAAAAAUGCUGAAGAAAUUGGUUUAGUUAGCGAAUGUAUCUAUGAACGUGCAAAGAUGAUUGGAGAUGAGUUUGUUGAUGGCAUGACAUCAUCAGGCGAUGAGCUUGAUGUUGACGAUAACUGGAAACGAGGCAACAAAAGGCAGUCAAGGGCAAGAACUAGAACUGGUUCACUCUCAGGCUUUGUUUCUGGUCUGGGCCAAAGUCUUAGCAAGUUCAAGAAUUCGUCAUCUGCUAAAACACCAGUGCAUACACACAGGCGUUCAAGGAGCAUGAAAGCAGAACUAAUGAGAAACAAGGUGAAAUAUAACCUUGAGGAAAAUGUUUUGGAUAAGAAAUCAGAUGAUCUGGAGUUAGAGAAUUUUGUGGCUCACACCAACCAAAGGAUGAGCCUGAGGCUUUAUAACAAGCGACGGCCAGCAGAUCAAAAUAUCUGUUCUGCUUCACCUGCAGUCAAGAGACGAAUGAUGAAUGAUGUGAGCAAUAUUCAGGGAAUCAGCAACCCACGUCUUGUAUCAGCCUCCACCCAGAUGUUCACCACACCUAUUAAACCACUCCAGGCUUCUUUAAAGCCUCUUAGUGACAUGGUAAAACCUGGUCACAGUAGGAUAUUGCCAUCAAAUGAGACAGAGCAUGUGAAAGUUGUUGAUGCUAUGUCCUAUGUGCCCUCUCCAAAUGAUAAGUAUCUUGGAACUCAUUGCCUUGCAUCACCUGGUAUAAGUAUGGGUUCAACUGACAUGUCAACAAGGCAUGGUGAAGUGUUUGAAUCCUCUACAGCUGCAGCUGACAAGUACAAACAGUUUGCAUCACCACGUAGAAGGGUCAGAAGACGGCAUUCAUCAGGUGCAACAACUUGCUUCUCAUCCUCUCCAAGGAACAGAUAUCAAGCAAGCUCUAAGAAUUCUGUAGCAAAAGAGUUAGCACACGGCAAGCAUUCUUUACUCAGCCCUACCUCAUUGCCAACAGAUGGAAUGGAUAUCAGUCACAUUUCAGUUGCUGCUACUGUGGAGCCAGUCAAAGAAAACACUCCUAAGACUCGUGUUCUUUACUCAGGAACAGCUUUGCUUAAAGAAAAUACUAAUCUAACACCCUGUAAAUUCCACCGUGGAACCCCUCCCAUGCCAGUCAAUAAUAGUGAGCUUCGAGAAGUGCUGUCUCAAAGGAUUUAAAAGAUGAGUGUCAAAUAAUCUUGUUUAAACUAUGAGUGUCAAAUAAUCUCAUAAACCCAUGACUUAUAUUGUUGUACUUAAUGACUUCAAAAUUUUGUCCACAAAAAAAUCCAUUUACCUGCAAUAUUUGAAUAGUCUUUGAGAGGGUUUCAUUUGAAAAAGUGAAGUUUAUGACUACAACCAGUGAAGAACAUCCUGAAGAUUUGUUGAACAUUACUCUGCCUGUACAUGUUUGAUCACAGGUUUCUAUUACUCUUAUUCUCAUCUCAGAGGCAGGGAAUGUGAAGAGCAAUGAAAGGUGUUCUUCAUUUCAUUGAAAAACAGGGACCAGGAAAAAAUAUGAUCCCUUCACAAGAAAUAAAACCUCAGACCUGAGAUGAGGUGUUUGAUUCCUAAUAAGGGACUCACUUUUUUUCUCUGUCCCAUGUCAAUAACAAAAUGAAUUAUAUCUUUCUUUAUUACACAACUGAUCUCAAAAUUUACCAUUUUCCUCGUUCUAGUUACUCACAAAAACAAUUAAAGUCAUUGAAACAUACAGCGGAGUUUUGAUUAAGGGUAGAAAUCACAAAUCAAAUGCAAGUAAGGAUUAAAUCUUGUGGAAGUGCUGCUUCUACUGAAAGAUGAGGUAAUUUCUUGAUUGGUUUGAUUGGAGUAUCUCUUUCACUCCAACAAACCAGAGAUUAAGCCAUGGCCACAGGGCUGUAAGAGAUGAUAAAUAUCACAAAUCAUUGGUUGUGGAAGUUCAUAUCAAGUAGUUAUCCAGAUAAUAACUGUAAAAUUGUAUAAUUAGUAAUUGUCAAAUUGUUUAAAGUACAUUUUUUUAAAAUUAAUGUCAGUAGAUUUAAAUGUAUAUCAGAACUUCAAAUGUUCAAUUUUCUUAAUAAAGAAGUCAUCACUUAUUGUGCACUUGCUGCUCCAACAUUCAUGGGAUUGAGGCU